Trifolium pratense (red clover) is the source of this 3371-nucleotide messenger RNA. Its product is annotated as 2-deoxy-glucose resistant protein 2-like. The transcript is spliced from 7 exons. Gene Ontology annotation, molecular function: protein binding. Bases 925 to 2826 code for a protein of 633 amino acids. Lineage: Eukaryota; Viridiplantae; Streptophyta; Magnoliopsida; Fabales; Fabaceae. The record is from RefSeq and is a predicted model, not a curated record.
CCAUAUUAUUGUUCCCUAAUAAUAGGUGAUUGAUGAAUGGCGCUGAUUAGUGGUCACUAAUUACAAAAUUAAUUACACUGAAACAAUGUUUUCUUUUUGGUUGUUGUUAUGACAGAUAAAAGAGAAGAAAACGAUAGGUGAGGAUUACAAAAGCAAGAAAAAAGCACCAACGUUGUGUAGUAGAGUAGUAGAGUAGUAGAGUACUAUAGAGUGGUGGUUGUUGCAGAGACAGAGUAGUAGUAGCACUAGCAACAACAGCUUCUUGUCGCUCGUGCGGUGUUGUUCUUGUUCUUGUUCUUCUUUCUCUUGUUGCUAUUUUCAAUCACAAAUCUCGAGGCUAAUUUGUAGAGGUGACAAGAGACAACACUUUUUCUUCUUCCGCCAUUUUCUCUUGUGUCUUGAACCAGGGUACUGCCACCUAUAUCUUCAUCUUUUGAUUCGGUUCAUUGCACUUAUUACUUAAUUACUUAAUUAUAUAGUUUGAGUUUUGGAAUUAAGGGGUCCUUAAUAUCUGGAGUGUCGGUGUUAAAGUUGAAUUUUUUUUAUCUUUUGCUUAGUAUUUACAAGAUGGGUCACUUUGUUCUUUGAGGUUUUGAUUUUUGAGUAGUUUAUGUUAUCUGGUUUUGGGAUUAGUUUUUUAAUAUUAAUUAAUAUUUUUUUAAUUUAAGUAUUGGGAUUCUGGUGAUGAGGUUUUUUACAACAUGCAAAAACCUCUUUUCAUUGGUGGUUGUUUUUUGAGGCUGUUUCUUGGUUCCUCGUACUUGGUCUUUCUGUUUGUAGUUUUAACAUAAUCAGAGAGAGAUUUUCGGUCCGUUGAUUUUGGGGGGGUUUCAUAUUUAAGGGAAAGUUUUGGGAAGAGAAGAUAGAUACAUUUUCUUUUUUCCUUUUUCAUGUUGUGUGAGGAACUGAGGAUUAUUACAAGAUAUGCUGAUGAUCUCUGAUGAAGGAGAUAAUGAUAUGUUCUUUGACUCAUUGGAUCGUUUGUCGCCUCCUCGAGAAUCUCUUUCGACUAUAAAAGAUUUUGGGUAUGAGAUUUGGUUGAAUGAGCCUCUUAGUGUGAAGGAAAGAAAGGAACAAUUUCUACAAGUGAUGGGUCUUGUUGAUGAUUCUUCUAAGUCUUGUGAGGAGAGGAUCAUCGAUUGCAGUCAAGAGGAAUCGAGUGGUUGCAUUUUGCCUUCAGGAAAUGAAGCCACUUCUGAUGCACAAGUCUUGUUUGAUCCUAAAGACGAGGACGAUGAUGAUAAAUCAGAUGCGACUGUUGAUGGAACGGAACAUGAGGUAAGAAAUAGAGAAUCUGAGAUUCCAGAAGAAUUUCAUGGGACUGAUAUUGGUAAAAAUAAAAAGAAAAAAUGGUGGAAGCAAUUUGUUAACAGUGGGAGAAUAGCUGGAGAGAUAGUUAGAUCAAAAUUUAGUAAUGCAGGUACGAAUAAAACUCAUCGAAUCAAUGUAAGGCAAAAUAAGAAAAGCUGGAAUGAGUUCAGUGCUGUGUAUAUUGGACAAGAGAUUAGAGCACACAAAGGUUUAAUUUGGACUAUGAAAUUUAGUCCUAAUGGUCAGUAUCUAGCUACCGGAGGUGAAGAUGGUGUUGUUCGUAUAUGGCGUGUGUCGUCGCUGAAGGCUUCAAGUAUUUGGUUUGCUAAAGAAGACAGUGCUGUUAGCAAAUUGAGACAUGACUUGUCUUUUUCUCCGAAGAAAUGCUCGGGUGAAUCUCCCGCUGUUCUUCCAAGUAAGAUUCUCAAAAUUGAAGAAUCUCCUCUUCAAGAACUAUAUGGUCAUUCCAGUGAUGUGAUGGAUUUGGCUUGGUCUGAUUCAGAUAUGCUCCUUUCCUCGUCAAUGGAUAAAACAGUCCGCAUGUGGAAAGUCGGUUGCAAUCGAUGUUUGAAAGUUUUCCAUCACAAAGAUUAUGUUACAUGCAUUCAUUUCAACCCGGUUGAUGAAAAUUACUUCAUCAGUGGCUCCAUAGAUGGUAAAGUCCGAGUAUGGGGCGUACAUGAAGAACGAGUUGUUGACUGGGCAGACAUACGAGAUGUCAUAAGUGCUAUAAGUUACCAGCCAGAUGGGAAGGGGUUUGUAGUUGGUUCCCUUUCCGGUACUUGCCGAUUUUAUGUUGCUUCAGGUAAACAAUUCGAGCUUGAGACGAAGAUUCGUGUCAAUGAAAAGAAGAAGAGAUCAGCUGGCAACAAGAUUACUGGCAUUCAGUUUUCCGAGAAAAACCAUCAGAGAGUUAUGAUCACAUCACGAGAUUCCAAAGUUAGAAUACUGGAAGGCGGUGAACUUGUUCAGACAUAUAAAGGCCUUCCAAUGUCAGGAGGUCAGAUGUCAGGUUCAUUUACAUCAAAUGGAAAACACAUAAUUUCUGUCGGAGAGGACUCUCGUGUGUAUAUUUGGAACUUCAAUGACUCGGGAAACUAUUUUUCCAAACAGAGAAAAACCGAGAGUUCUUGCGAGUACUUUCGCUCCAAGGGGGUUACCGUCGCAAUACCUUGGUCAGGAAUGACUGCAGAAACAGGCUGCACUCUCAGCGAUUUUUCCGACUAUUCUUCCAUAAAGAAACGCCAAUACGUUAGAGAGUCGGAACGUUUUUCUUUUGGUAGUUGGUUCUCCCUUGAUGGUUCGUGCCGAGGUUCUAUGACAUGGCCCGAAGAGAAACUUGCAAGUUGGGAUUCACCUCUUUCAGAAGAUGAAUUUUAUGAUGAGGAGCUAUGUCUUAAAAAUCUAUGGGAUGACAAUGGUGUACCAGAAACAUGGGGAUUAUCCGUUGUUGCAGCCGGCCUUGACGGAACCAUCAAAACAUUUCACAACUUUGGAUUUCCUGUUAGGCUAUAAAACUGUCACUCAUGGCAACUCGAUGCAUGUUUGGUAACAGGUACAUCGAGAUUCACUCCUGACGUGAAGUAUCCUCGCGAUAUUGUCAGUUUCCAAACACACACUCCUUCAAAUUCAAAGCUCUUUGAAUUUUUCCUUUUCAUAUAAGGAGUUUUCAAAUUCAAGGCCUUGAGUUCCUAAUUUAAUCCUCGCGAUAUUGAAGCAUGGUGCUUAGCUAGAACCUAGAAGUAGGAUUUUGGUCAUAGGUAAAUUCAUGUUAGAUGCCAAAUUUUCUGACAUGUUUUGAGGAUUUGUGGCCUGCUUGUAGAGUCAGGUCACAAAAUCUUGCCACUUUUUUUUUGUUUUAACAUUUUUUGUGUGAAUAUCAGUUAACUUAUACAAUAGAUACAAAUUUAUAAAAAAAAAAUUUAUUGAAGUUUUGUUCUUUGAUAUGAGCUUGUGUGGAUUGUAGUUUAAGAGUACUUUGUUAGCUUUGCUUGUAGUAACAGAUUAUUAGCAUUUUUUUGGUGUAUUAAAUUAAAUGAAAAAUAGUAAAAUGUUAUGAA